Fonsecaea multimorphosa CBS 102226 is the source of this 891-nucleotide messenger RNA. RefSeq lists its product as uncharacterized. Bases 1 to 891 code for a protein of 296 amino acids. Gene Ontology annotation, cellular component: cytosol. The transcript is spliced from 2 exons. NCBI's taxonomy places the organism in Eukaryota, Fungi, Ascomycota, Eurotiomycetes, Chaetothyriales, Herpotrichiellaceae. The record is from RefSeq and is a predicted model, not a curated record. Gene Ontology annotation, molecular function: oxidoreductase activity.
AUGGCAUAUCCCUGCUUCACCAAGGUAUACCGCAAGACCACGUAUCCAGCAAUUGAUCCCUCGCGGCCCGGGCUGUCAGCAAAGGACAAGACCGUGGUCGUGACGGGCGCAGGCCAAGGAAGCAUCGGCGCUGCCGUCGCUUUAGCAUUUGCAAAAGCCGGCGCCCGGAAAAUCGCCCUGGUGGGCAGAACGGAGGAGACUCUCCAAAGGACAAAGACAGCAAUUGACCAGUCAUAUCCCGAUGCCACGGUUCUGGUAUCCGUCGCAGAUAUCUCGAGGACGGAGAGCGUUGGCAUGGCUGCACAUCACAUCCGAACAGAGCUGGGGGCCUGGGACGUCUUUGCGAAUUGUGCAGGGUACUUACCAGACUUGACCACGCUCGCGGGAGCAGACGAGGACGACUGGUGGAAAGCAUUCGAGAUCCACGUCAAGUUCUCGGCCCACUUUGCAAAGCACUUCUUACCAAAAUGCCGUCCGAAUGCGACGUACAUCGGCACCAACGCUGCGGCCUGUCACCUGCGAGCCUCCCAUUUCCCCAAAAGCUCGGCCUACUUGGCCUCCAAGUUGGCCAUGACCAAGCUCGACGAGUAUCUCGCGGAGGAGAAUCCACACCUCCGAGUAUUCACGGUCCACCCGGGUGUCGUCGCCACCAGGAUGACCGAGAAAGUCAUGGGCAAUUUCGAUAAGCUUCCAGCAGGCGACUUCUUGGACGAACCAGAACUGCCCGCGAAUUUCAUGAUCUGGCUCGCGAGUCCCGAGGCCGACUUUCUCAAGUCCGGGAGAUUUUUGUGGGCGAAUUGGGAUGUCGAGGAGUUGGUUGCCCGCAAGGCAGAGAUUGAGGCGGAUCCGACGCUGUUCAGAAUCACCAUUGGAGGGUGGCCGUUCCAGUAA